UCUUUCUCCUUCCUCCCUCUUUUGUUCAGAGCAAUCAGAGAUUGAAAGGUUGAUAGAGACAGAGGAGGGGAGAGAGAAAGGAAGAAAAAGCCCUUUGGUUUGAAUUAGUGACCAGAGGUCUAACUGUUGCAGGAAGGAUAGGAUAAAACAAUUCAUCAAUAUUCAAACGAUGCCAAUUUUGAGGAUUGAUCGCACUCUCCUUCCUGGACAUAGGGUUUCGCAGCUUUCGCGUGGGAGAUCUCUGUUGCGGCGCUUGUAAAUGCAUACUUGUAGAUUUGUUCCGUCUUGGAUCUGCCAUCUUUUUGCCUGCAUGGGAGGUUGUUUUGGAUGCUGUACUAAACCCCCGCUGAUUAUUGCGGUGGAUGGACCAUCAAAAGGACUGCAAAUUCAAGGCCGAAAGGUUAAAAAAUCCAGCGUAUCAGAGGAUUUCUGGAGCACUAGUGCAGGUGACAUGGACAAUAGUGCAGUACAGCCCCAGCAAAGUAUCUCACCAAUAAGCACAUCAAACCAGCCCCAUGAUGCUGCUGGCAGCUCAAGCAAUCCUUCUGAAUUUGUAAAUCACGGUCUUCUUCUCUGGAACCAAACAAGGCAGCAAUGGCUUGGAAACAAAAAAGCUAAGGAGUGGUCACAAGUUCGAGAGCCCACGAUAAGUUGGAAUGCGACUUAUGAGAGUUUACUUGGGACUAGCAAGCCUUUCCCUCACCCUGCCCCUCUUCCUGAAAUGGUGGAUUUUCUAGUCGACGUUUGGGAGCAAGGUGGCUUGUAUGACUGAACAAAGUGAAUCCUGGAAAGCUCUUUAGAACUCUUUUUCUUCGUUCUGUUUGACCUCAGACGAGGCUUUGUUUCUGCAUAGGAUUGCAAUUGUUUAUAUCACAAGUUAUAUUAUACCCAGGAGACAUGCAUUAUUGUGGAAUCCUUGGUUUGAACUUUGAUGGUCAUCUUUCAUCCAAGAACCGUACCAGGCCCGAGAAGUGUUGAAGAAUGUGAAAACCAACAGCUUAAACCAAAUGGGCCAGAGAAGUGGAUAUGGAUGUUCUAUCUAAAGCUGGCCCAUGAACUGAUGGACAAAGGGGCAUAUUUUCCACACAACACGAAGUCACAAAUGCGUGUGAAUUAUGUGGUAGUAAUUUUUAGGCAGAGUCUUCCAAACAGUAAUCCUCAGAUCAAAAUCUAACUUGUAUUGAAUUUUUGACA
Molecule: messenger RNA, 1194 nt
Organism: Tripterygium wilfordii
Lineage: Eukaryota; Viridiplantae; Streptophyta; Magnoliopsida; Celastrales; Celastraceae
Exons: 6
Coding region: 260-772 (170 amino acids)
Source: RefSeq, a predicted model, not a curated record